Messenger RNA from Onychomys torridus (southern grasshopper mouse), 2014 nucleotides. It is a transcript of the gene Lgals4, whose product is annotated as galectin 4. NCBI's taxonomy places the organism in Eukaryota, Metazoa, Chordata, Mammalia, Rodentia, Cricetidae. Gene Ontology annotation, molecular function: carbohydrate binding. The transcript has 10 exons. The record is from RefSeq and is a predicted model, not a curated record. Bases 983 to 1957 code for a protein of 324 amino acids.
GGCGUGCGCCACCAUGACUAGAUUUUUUUUUUUUUUUUAGGUAGAGUCUUGCACUGUAGAUUAGGCUGCCCCUGAGUUUGCAAAUAAUUCUCCUGCCUCUGCUUCCUUGAGUGUCAGGAUUACAGACACCACACUUGGCUUUGUUGCUGGGUUUUCAUUUGUUUGGGACAGGAUCUCGCAUAGCCCCGCCUGGCAUUGAAUUCACUGUGUAUGAAGGAUAACCUUGAUCCCCCUGGAACAUCCUGCUCAUGGGUGCUUGGAUGCUGGCACAUAUCACCGUACUCUGUUUAUGUAGUGCUGGAUACGAACCCCAGGGUUUCCUGCAGGCCAGGCAAGCAUUCUGCCGACUGAGCUAACCUGAGACUUGCCAUUCUCCUGCCUCCACCUUUUAUGUGCUGGGGUUAUAGCCUGGGUCCCCAGUACCACCACUGUCUGCUGUUCAUUCCAAGGAUUCAUAGGUGGAUACAUUUCCUCCACUUUACAAAUGGGCAAACAGAGUGAGGUGCUGGCUCUGGAAUGGGCAAGGGUGGAGCUGGAACCCAGAACCUGUGGCCCCAGCUGUGUGUGCUCUAAGCCCCUGUCUUACAGUGUGCAGGGUCAGGAGGUACACAGGAUUCCCCAUCAUUCUGGCUGGCUUCUACUGGCCACCUGUCCAGGUAUUGCUGUGGCCCAGCCUCUGCCCUGUCCACUUGAUCUCACCCUCCCUCUGCCAACAGGCCGCAAGGCAGGGCUUUAUGGUUCUGAUAAAGCCACGUAGGGUCAAAGUCCAGGAACACUUCCUCCUCGGAGGGGGAGGGGGCCUCGGAGGGGCAGCGUCCCCGCCAGGACGGGAGGCUAGGGUGUGCCCUAGAGAUCCGUACCAGGGAGACGUGGUGAACUCUCCUGACAGCCGCUCCCUCUAGUAUAAGGGUCACCUGCAGCCUGCUACCAUUCCACACUCCCUCGCCUCUCUCAGGACAAGCUACCAGCCCAGACCCUCAAGAUGGCCUUUGUCCCUGCACCAGGCUACCAGCCCACCUACAACCCGACUCUGCCCUACAAGAGGCCCAUCCCAGGUGGCCUCAAUGUUGGAAUGUCCGUUUACAUCCAAGGAGUAGCCAAAGAGAACAUGAAACGAUUCCGUGUGGACUUCACUGUGGGGCAGGAUGAGGGGGCGGACAUUGCUUUCCACUUCAAUCCCCGCUUUGACGGCUGGGACAAGGUGGUCCUCAACACGAAGCAGAACGGACAAUGGGGCAAAGAGGAGAAGAAGAUGAGCAUGCCUUUCUCGAGGGGCAGCCACUUCGAGCUGGUGUUCAUGGUCAUGUCCGACUACUACAAGGUCGUGGUAAAUGGAAAUCCCUUCUAUGAAUAUAGACACCGGCUGCCGCUACAGAUGGUCAACCAUCUGCAUGUGGAUGGAGACUUGGAACUUCAGUCAAUCAACUUCCUUGGAGGCCAACUUGCCCCAGCCCCAUAUCCGGGACAUAUGGCUAGUCCACCUUACCCUGGUCCUGGGUACUACCCUCCACAGAUGAACAGCCUGCCUGUCAUGGCAGGGCCCCCAACCUUCAAUCCGCCUGUACCAUAUGUGGGGACCCUACAUGGAGGGCUUAUAGCCCGAAGAACCAUCAUAGUCAAGGGCUAUAUACUUCCCACAGCCAAGAACUUUAUCAUCAACUUCAAGGUGGGGUCUUCGGGGGACAUAGCUCUCCACAUCAACCCUCGUGUGGGUGAGGGCGUGGUUCGCAACACCUUUAUGAAUGGCUCCUGGGGCUCUGAGGAGAGGAAGAUCACCUAUAACCCAUUUGGCCCUGGGCAGUUCUUUGAUCUGUCAAUCCGCUGCGGCACGGAUCGAUUCAAAGUGUUCGCCAACGGCCAGCACCUUUUUGACUACUCACACCGGUUCCAAGCAUUCCAGAGGAUAGACAUGCUGGAGAUCAAAGGCGACAUCACCUUGUCCUAUGUCCAGAUCUGAGCUCCUCCUGGAAAAGACGAAAGACCCCUAGUUCUGUCUAAGCCUCUAAUAAAAUGU